Messenger RNA from Wallemia mellicola CBS 633.66, 576 nucleotides. Its product is annotated as small monomeric GTPase. The record is from RefSeq and is a predicted model, not a curated record. Gene Ontology annotation, molecular function: GTPase activity; GTP binding. The coding region runs from base 1 to 576 and encodes 191 amino acids. The transcript is spliced from 6 exons. Lineage: Eukaryota; Fungi; Basidiomycota; Wallemiomycetes; Wallemiales; Wallemiaceae.
AUGGCCUUAUAUUUAAAAACUGCUCUAGUAGGCGACAGUUCAAUAGGUAAAACCAGUUUAAUGGUUAAAUACGUUGAAGGUUCAUUCGAUGAGGAUUAUAUCCAAACGCUUGGUGUUAAUUUUAUGGAGAAGACUAUUUCAAUUCGACAAACUGAGAUCACUUUCUCUAUAUGGGACUUAGGCGGUCAAAGAGAGUUUGUUAAUAUGCUUCCACUCGUCUGCAACGAUGCAGUAGCCAUUUUAUUCAUGUUUGACUUAUCGAGGAAGAGUACCCUCAACUCAAUAAAAGAGUGGUACAGACAGGCUAGAGGUUUCAACAAAACAGCCAUACCGUUCCUAGUCGGCACAAAGUUCGACAUUUUCGCUGGUUUGCCAAAGGAAGAUCAAGACGAGAUUACUAAGCAGGCUAAAAGAUUCGCAAAAGCUAUGCACGCACCACUCAUCUUCUGUUCUACAUCCCAUUCAAUACACGUUCAGAAGAUCUUCAAGAUCGUUCUCUCAAAAGCAUUCGAUUUGAAGUGUACCAUUCCGGAAGUACACGAAUCAGGCGAGCCUUUGCUCAUUUAUAAAGAUUAA